UUAUACUUUCCCAUUCUUCCCCUGUCAGUCGACGCAACUACCUACGGUUGCUCGAUCUUUUGCACUUUGGACUACCAACGGCUCUGCUAGCUCUCUGCCCGAACUUGCCAGCUGGAAACAUGAGUCUCAGGUGAACGACAGUGUCUUCCCCACGCAGUUUCGUUGCCUUGACUGGAUUGGACGUGCUUGCGCGCUGUCCGAAGACUUCAAAAGAUUCCUUUUAUGUCAACCACACGGGAAGCCCAGCGGACGUAUCACGCACCGAUGAGUCGAUUACUAGCAGCAGCACUUGUGUGCUGCCUUUUCUUACAGGAAGCCACUGCUUUCUAUCUCCCUGGGGUGGCUCCGUCAUCAUACUCGGCCGGCGAUCGCGUUCCACUUACUGUCAAUGCUUUGACUCCUUCGAUAUCACGGCGCGAUGAGCAAAUCCACGCCGUUGUUUCCUACGACUAUUACCAUCCAGCUUUCCACUUCUGUCGACCGGAAGAAGGCCCAAAGCCAGUUCGGGAAUCUCUGGGAAGCAUUAUCUUUGGUGACCGUAUCCAGACCUCACCUUUUCAGUUGUUCAUGGGCCGGAAUGAGACAUGCAAGACGGCCUGUGACAGCACAGAGUUGGACGACAGAUCGGCAAAAUUUGUCAAUACAAGAAUCCAGGAGGCAUACAAUGUCAACCUUCUCAUCGAUGGUCUGCCGGCUGCGGAAUUGAGGGAAGAUCCUAUCACCCACGAGCAAUUCUCGAGUCCAGGUUUUCCCCUGGGCAAGGUGCAAGAAGACGGGACAAAGGUGCUACACAAUCAUUGGGACAUCAUAAUCGACUAUCAUAAGGCGGGUCUUCGAGGUACAAAAUAUCGUGUGGUCGGCGUCUUGGUCCAGCCACAAUCCUAUGCCCGUUCAAAACCCAUCGGUCAGGGGAAGGCCGACUGUGCCGUUGACUCUGGCCCACUUGUGCUGAAUGAGAACGGCAACACCCCUGUCACCCACACAUACAGUGUCUACUGGCGCCCUUCGGACACUGCCUGGGCAACCCGCUGGGACAAGUACCUUCACAUCAUUGACCCCAAGAUCCACUGGUUCUCCUUGAUUAAUUCGGCCAUCUUUGUCGUCUUCCUCGUCGGCAUGGUUAGCACAGUACUGGUGAGAGCUCUUCACAAGGAUAUCGCCAGAUAUAACCGGCUAGACAACAUCAACCUGGAUGAUCUGUCGGGCACAUCGGCCGUGGAAGACGACAUCCAAGAAGAUUCCGGAUGGAAACUGGUACACGGGGACGUGUUCCGUAGCCCUCGUCAUAUCCUCAUGCUGAGCGUUCUGCUCGGGAACGGAGCGCAGCUUUUCGUCAUGACAGGGGUGACUGUUGCGUUUGCCAUGCUCGGUUUCUUGUCCCCGUCAAAUCGUGGAUGGCUCACCUCGAUCGGUCUUCUCCUGUACACGCUCUUUGGGUGUAUCGGCGGAUACGUUUCUGCCCGUGUAUACAAGACUUUUGGCGGUGAAAAGUGGAAGCUUAAUAUUAUGCUGACACCGUUGUUCGUUCCCGGUAUCGUCUUUGGGGCAUUCUUCCUCCUCAAUCUUUUCGUCUGGGCGAAAGGCUCCAGCGGAGCGGUGCCCUUUACGACCAUGCUGGCGCUCAUCGCGAUAUGGUUUCUGAUCAGCGUUCCUCUGAGUGUGGCCGGUUCAUGGUAUGGAUUCCGACAGCCGGCCAUCGAACCUCCGACACGGAUCAAUCAGAUUCCAAGACAAAUACCACCAGUUGGACGAUCACUCCGGCCGUUGCCUUCUCUACUUCUUACCGGCAUUCUCCCAUUCUGCGCCAUUUUCGUGGAGCUGUACUUUAUCAUGACCUCUCUAUGGACGAGCAAGAUCUACUACAUGUUUGGAUUUCUGUUCAUUUGCUAUGGGCUGAUGGUUCUUACCUCGGCAUGUACAACCAUCUUGUUAGUGUACUUCCUGCUCUGUGCUGAAGACUACCGCUGGCAAUGGAGGGCGUUCUUCGGUGCUGGGAUGACCGGAGGCUAUGUGUUUCUGAAUGCUUUGGGAUUCUGGGCGACCAGAGUCAGCUUUGGGGGCUUGACGGGUGCAGUCCUCUAUGUCGGCUACUCUGCGCUCAUCAGCUUCUUGGUGUUUGUUUUAACCGGGACGAUCGGAUUUUUCGCAUCAUAUGCGUUCGUGCACCGGAUCUAUAAAUCUAUCAAAGUCGACUGAGACCGCAGCAGAGUUCUCGAGCUUCACCAAGAUCUGGGUCGUCGUGGUCUCGAAGUUGUAUUUACAUGCCGACAUCCGGACACCGCCGCCGGAAUGGAGGCCGUUCCGCAUAAUUAUAUACUUUGCCCGAACAAAAAAGUAUUGUUACACCCAUAGCGCGGCAGGAGCCUGUGCUCAGGUACCUAAUAGUAGUCAGACCAGGCUUGACCUUGAUAGGAAGAUGCAGGUACCAUCUGACGGGCAAAGCUUAAACAACAAUAGUCCCGCUUACGUGGCCUGGUUUGGCUGGGGGCCGCUCCGAAAAGCAGUUCGCCCGACAACAUGGUACUGUAACAACGGCCAAGGAUGCUGUGGUGCCCGUUGAAAUGCCUGUGCGUUUCUCGCAUCUACUAGUACCGGCCUCCUACCAUAAGGUAGUAGGCAACAGGUACGGCGGGUACUAUUGUAGUAAGUCACUCCGUGGAAGACUUGCUGCCUACACUGUAUACAACUAUAAGCCGAAUUACAGAACAGCGAGAUGAAGUGCAAAUCCAACUUGUCAAUAUCUCUAUUUCCAAGGGUUCCUGUGGACGGCACAGGCAACUCCAUUGAUCAACAGCAGGCUAAUGUCGAACGGUUUACUCAGACGGCUCACACGGAACUGGAAGGAUGAUCUUCAACGAUAUUCACGUUCCUGCCCACGGCAGGUUCCACAGCCCAGAAGGGCGUUGCAAAACAGCUGCAGCGCAGUGCAGUGCUACCUUGACGUGAUGUAACAGAGCCAUGCAGGCAAUGCCCGGGUCCACACUGUAUCUCUGUUGCAGUGUGCUGCAGUGCGACAAUGGACUGCCAGUGAGUGGGUGGCCUUCUCAAUUAUGAAGUUCUCGGUCAAAGUAAAGAAACGCUUUUACUCGGUUAUAUACUAGAGAGAAUACCUUGGGCUUCUAGUGGCAUUGAUAGUGGAGUGUGCCUGGAGUCGAUGAUAAAAAGAUCAAAAACAAUGCCACUGCUACUCGUUGUUGUUAUGGAGAGGCCGAGCGGGUGGAUACAACUACGUACUACUAACACAGGAACUUUUGGGCACUAUCACGCAGUUGGUAGGUGCGGCAUGGACAUACAUAGGCUACGCUGGAAGACACCCGGUUGCUUAACAAAGACCUACUCUAUUA
Molecule: messenger RNA, 3344 nt
Organism: Exophiala dermatitidis NIH/UT8656
Lineage: Eukaryota; Fungi; Ascomycota; Eurotiomycetes; Chaetothyriales; Herpotrichiellaceae
Exons: 3
Coding region: 223-2196 (657 amino acids)
Biological process (GO): protein localization to membrane; vacuolar transport
Cellular component (GO): fungal-type vacuole membrane; endosome
Source: RefSeq, a predicted model, not a curated record